GUGGGGCCACAAUAGAGGAAACCAUAUUUUAUAUGUGUUUAUAUAGGAAAAAUCUUUUAAAAUCUUCUCAAGAACCAUUGAGCCAGAAGAGUUCAGCUUUACAUGGAAGCUUCCUGACAUAAUGCAGAUUCAAGUUUGUUCAUAUCAUGGCCCCCGGGGGUCGGGUGGGGCCACACUAGGGGAAACCACAUUUUAUAUGUAUUUAUAUAGGAAAAAUCUUCUUCUCAAGAACCAUUGAGCCAGAAGAGUUCAAAUUUACAUCGAAGUUUCCUGACAUAGUUCCGAUUCAAGUUUGAAGCUUUAUGACAUAGUUCAAAUUCAAAUAUGUUGAAAUCAUGGCACCUGGGGUGUCAGGUUUUGCCACAAUAAGGGAAACCGUAUUUCAUAUGUGUAAAUAUAUGAUAACUCAGGUGAACGAUGUGGCCCAUGGGCCUCUUGUUGACAGUUGGACUGUUUCUUUCAAAAAUUGGUGCAGCACAGCACUCAAACAUUCAUCUAAAAAAGCAAACAUGUUUGAUGCAUUUUCCUUAAAAUGGAAAUUAAAAAUAGCAGUCGUGUUCUAUUUUCAUUUUAAAAAUUAGAAUAUCUUUGGUUGUACAUCUGUACACAGUACAGAAAACCUUCAUGAAAGGAUUGACAAUCAUUCAGGAAAAGAGCUGAGAUCUCACAAAAAAAGAAACCUAGAAAAAAAUGUUUACAUUCAGAAAACAAAACUUGUAUGGGGAAAUAUUUUCUAGUCGAGAUUUAGAGUUGUUUGCCAAUGGGAUUGCUGUACAUGUGGUGGAGCAGAAUGAGUUUAGUCGUAGUUAAGGGCCCGCUUCCUGGUCGUUCUCAUGACUCACAGGAAGUCAGUUUACAAUGACUUAAAUCCAGGCUUCGUCAUGUCAGAGGAUAUCGUUGAUGUGUUGUUUUGUUGUCCGAUUAAGUAUCUCGUCACCUUCCUAUUUCUAUCUGUUAAUUGAUCUUUUCAGCCAUGUCUGAGAAAAUCAAUGCAUCUUCCAUGGCUAGUACAUUGGAACCACCAGAGGCUCCGCUGAACACCACCAAGGCAUUUAAUAGUUCCUCGGUUUAUAGUACUGAGGGCACCACUACAGCACUGACCACCACCAUGACUUUGUAUCCCACCACCCCAGAAACCAGCACAGCUCCAAAUGUUGGCAUGGUGAUUGGUGCUGCUAUUGGAGGAACAUUGUGUGUAUUUUUAGUUCUAGCGGGAGUUCUCUAUGCAAGACGGAGGUAUCUGAAGAAGGCGAGCAAGCCUCUUCCCACACCACUCCCAAACCCCGAAGACAUUGACAAGAUUGCGAUGGAGGCCAAUAAGAAAAGCAAAAAGAAAAAGAGGUGGCGGAAACAAUAUGAGAAGGACCCUACAUCUACAGUUUCCAUCGAACCAGAGGCGCCUUCGUGUCCAGCAUUCAUGGCACCAGAUCCGCCAUCAAGUUCCUCUGUGGAUUACGAAAACGCUCCUUCAAAGAGAAAACAGUUUGAGAAGAAAUCGGAGUCUGCUCCUCCUCCUGUUCACAACACUAAGGAGCCGGGAUAUGUAAACGCGCUCGGAAAAGCUCGGUUAACGGAGGAUGAAUAUGUUGCUCCGAAAGAAAAUACGGCAAAAUUAUAUUCCACAGGAGAAGGAGCGGAGUAUUAUGUUUGUGACAACGGUAAUAAUUCGAAAACUUCUAAAUUGUUGAAACGCCCUCCUCGGAAUCCGCUCGAGGAUAGUGUGACUUCAACAUGCUCAGCUCUUGAUUAUGUUAACUUGCAUGCGAAUAGCAAAUUUCUGGAAUUUGUGCCGGAAUCGGUACCAGUGGAGGAGCCACAAGAUCUAUAUGAACCGGUGAAUUCAUAGUGUGUGCAUAUUAAUUUGGAGUAGGGUCCGAGUUUCCUUUUGUGAAACAAAAUGUGUAGUCUAAGAGAGAAGAUCUUACAAAAUGUAAACGCUUUUGUGGAUAUUCAGGCAUUUUAUCAAACAUAUAAAUUCCUAAGAGGAUUUAAAAAUGGCAAAUCUUAAAAACAUAAUUUGCAGUGUACUUAGUGGACAUUUUGGAGAAAGUGUGCGAUUGCAUUCUCAGGACCAUUAAGAAUCUAGAAACAUCCAUAAACUUGCAACUCAUGUGACAAUUAGAAAGCUGGGAUUCACAGACAUCAGUUACAUUGGACCAAAGUGGCAAUAUCGAAAUAUAUAAUUUUAUAGUAUGGUGUAAACUUAGGUAUAGAGUACUUGUGUUCUUGUGUAAAAUGCAUUUAAUUUAGGCAUAUUGUAUGUGAUGUGUUGCUGAGCUGACCUUCAAGUGGCUGAAAUUCAACAUUUCAUUAAUGUACAUCCUUAAUAGCUCAUUGGAGUACUAAAAAGGAAAAAAAUCCUAAACUUUUCUUCCUUCUCUCUUCAACAGCAUGAACUAAAAUUAUACCCAACCAGAUGUACACUUAUAUAUGAUAAAAGGAAGCGGGCUUUUGAGUUGUAGCUAAAAACUGUAAACUUGUUUUGACGACAUAUUUUUAUUCAGAAAAAUGCAGAUCUGAUUUUCAGUGUUUUUUAUUUUCAUAUAUCAUAUUGCAUUAAUUGAUAUUUUGUCACUUUGUUAAUGAGACUGAGAGUACAUUCAAAUUUUUUAUAUAUUUUUUAAAUUAACAGGAAUUCUUUUUAAAGCCAUGAAAGAAACCAUAAUAAAUUUAUAAAAGAAGAAAUAUUGUAUAAAUCCAGCUAAAUUUAGAAAAUAAAUUUUUUUUAUAAUGCUAAUCAUGACUUAAUUGUAAGAAUUCGUUUUGUUAAUGUGUUCAAAAGUAACCACCGCCUCCCCACAGUUGACCCACCAAUCACAGGGGUUAAGCCCGUUUUGACCCGAAACUCAUUGAGUUUUGGGUAUAAAUGGGCUGGUUACAUUGAGUUUCGGGUGAAAACGGGCUUAGCCCCUGUGCCACCAAUUAUCUCAGUCCAUAUAGGGUACCUGCAAUGAGGAAACAUCAAGUAUCUAUAUUUCGUAUAUUUUGUACUUUUAUAUGCAUUUUUAUCAUUCAUCUCAGCGAAACAACUGGAACUGAGUUGUAUUUUACAUCUGAUAGAAAAAAAGCUGAACUGGGGUCAACUGUGACUUAAUAUCAAAACGUAUAGCUCUACCAUGUGUGAAAAUUACUAUGUGCACAUAGCAACGCUAAUGAAAAUCAUAAAACUGUAAUGAUAAUCCAAUUCCAUUAUCUAGUGAAAGGCAGUAAUGUAUUCAUAAGAUAUCCUAAAUUCUGUUAAGCAUGCAUUAGUCGCCUGUAACUGUAAAAGGGUGUAGUGCCUUUUAAUGUUGUAUGUGUCUUUUAAUGUUUAAUCUUGUAUUAAGACAGCUGUAGGUGGAGAGGGGCGUAUUGACUUGUUAAGUGUAUUGUGAAAUGUUUUAUCGACAUUAUCUGAUCUAUUUGACCUUUGAUGUGCUGUACUUGAGCAAGAGAGCCAGCCUUAUGGGUUAUUUUGGAGUUUUUUGUUUGUUUUUUUGUUUUGUUUUGUUUUUUUUGGUUUUUUGGUUUGUUUGUUUUUUUACUUUUAAGUUUAAAAACACUGAUAUCAUAAACUUUUGGAGGAGGAGGAAAUAAGAAAUAAAAUGAAACAUUUUUUUAAAAGUCUGUAUAUUUUGCAAUUAUUUUCCAUUCUUUAUUCAUUGUUAAUUAUUUUUUGGAAAGCCUUAAAGAGUGCUGAAUUCCUCUGAUUCCAUAUUGAGAGUUUUAUACAGAUUCUGAAAUAUUUUAUUGAAAUAUUUUAUGUUUUACGUUGGAACAAAUACAUUUUUUUUUUAUUGAUAAAAAUUGCAGUUAUGCAUGGACAUAACUUACAUUUAAAUAUUUAAAAAAAAUUGGUACUUUUUUUUUGGAUAAAAUUGUUUGAGAGGACUGGUAUUGUGGACUUAAAAAUGCAGACUGAAAUUAAGUAGUCAACCUUCCAUUCAUAAAAAGAAUAACUUUUAGACAGGUUUUGGUUUUUGUAGUACAAUAUUUUCAUGAAGGCAGGUUGUUAGAUUUGAUAUACUUAUUGCUAUACGUUGUACACAGAUAAGAAAUAAUUGUUGAAUGGAAAUUAAUUUGAUUGAUUGGUGUCUUAAAUUAUACAUAAUAGACAACAUAAAAUCAACAACAUUGAGUUUGUUAGUUCACGGUCAACAUUUCAACUCAUACUAUGAACUGACAGAGCCGGCUGCAUGCAUGCAAUGAGUAUAUUAUUUUUUUUAAUUGUUUUUAAAUUACUUGUGAGUUAAAAAUUUUAAAGUUAAAUCCAUUAAAGUUGUCAUUUCACAAAA
Molecule: messenger RNA, 4274 nt
Organism: Ostrea edulis (European flat oyster)
Lineage: Eukaryota; Metazoa; Mollusca; Bivalvia; Ostreida; Ostreidae
Exons: 3
Coding region: 974-1846 (290 amino acids)
Source: RefSeq, a predicted model, not a curated record